This is a messenger RNA of Passer domesticus (house sparrow), 16735 nucleotides long. RefSeq names its product oxysterol binding protein like 10 (gene OSBPL10). The transcript has 12 exons. NCBI's taxonomy places the organism in Eukaryota, Metazoa, Chordata, Aves, Passeriformes, Passeridae. The record is from RefSeq and is a predicted model, not a curated record. Gene Ontology annotation, molecular function: cholesterol binding. The coding region runs from base 76 to 2394 and encodes 772 amino acids. Gene Ontology annotation, cellular component: membrane; cytosol; intracellular membrane-bounded organelle.
UGUGAGUCAGGGCUUUGCCGGGCACGGGCGGCAGCCGGGGCCGGAGCGGACGGGCAGCCUCCGCCGCGGGGCUCCAUGGAGAAAGCGGCGGGCGAAGGCGGCGGCAGCAACAGCAGCAGCCGCAGCAGCAGCCGCCCCACGUCGGCGGGCUCGUCCCCCUCGUCCUCCUCCGCCAGCCGCGGGCUCCCGGGCCGGGCGGCGGCCGCGGGCAGGCUGGAUGGAGGCGGGGGCGGCGGCAGCAGCAGCCCCGGCUCGGCGGCGGCCAGCCCGGGGGGCGCGCAGGCGCCCGGCGGCGGCAGGCGGCGGGAGUCGGUGCUGGAAGGGACGCUCAGCAAAUACACCAACCUCCUGCAGGGCUGGCAGAGCAGGUACUUUGUGCUGGACUUUGAGACGGGGAUUCUGCAGUAUUUUAUGAAUGAACAAACUAAAAACCAGAGCCCAAAGCCACGAGGAGCCUUGUCUUUAGCUGGAGCUAUAAUAUCGCCCAGUGAUGAAGUGCCACACAUGUUGGUGGUCUACUCUGCAAAUGGAGAGAUGUACAAGUUAAGAGCUGCUGAUGCAAAGGAGAAGCAGUACUGGAUAACUCAGCUUCGAUCCUGUGCCAAAUAUCACAAGGAAAAUGAUUCUAAGAGCAUCUCAUCCUCACGAAGUAGAAGCUCAUCUUUGCUGCCGCCUGGCACAGCUAAUUCUGCAUCUCCCAGUGGCCAGAAAUACACGAAUCCAAGUGGGCCAACUGUUGUCACCAUCACACAUCACAAAUCACCUGCAGCUGCUCGAAGAGCGAAGAGCCAGCGAUCUGGUCAGCUCCAUGAAGUCCGAGAGAUCAUGAGUCAAGCUGAAGGACAACAGAAGAAUCUUGUACAAGCCAUUGAAUCUCUCCCAAAUUCUGGGCCUCUUACUGCCUUGGAUCAGGACUUGCUACUUUUAAAAGCUACCUCUGCUGCCACCCUGAGCUGCCUUGGAGAAUGCCUGAGUCUGCUACAGCAAAGCAUGCAUCAAGUGGGCCAACAGCAUAACAGGACACUGUCAUCAGAUGGUAUCCUGGGAUGGCCUGGGCCCAAGUCACACUCCACAGAGGAGCUGAAAAACGGUGCCCUCAGCUCCUUAUCAUCUGCUAGUGCCAACAUUACGUGGGCAAGUACCAUAGUACCAUCUGCAGCCCAGGAUGCACAGGCACUACAGCCAAACACUGAGCAUUCAGCUUCUGAGUUGAUCCUAGUUGAAGAUGAAAUGACAGAUACUGAAGAUAAUGAAGAGGAGGAUUUAGGAGUCAUGGAUGAUCAACGCAGUGUAAUUCUCCAUCUCAUCUCUCAGCUCAAACUUGGCAUGGACCUUACCAGGGUAGUGCUUCCAACAUUUAUUUUGGAGAAAAGAUCCCUGCUGGAGAUGUAUGCAAAUUUCAUGGCCCAUCCAGACCUGUUUUUGUCAAUUGCAGCUGGAGCCACUCCCGAGGAAAGAAUUAUCUGCUUUGUGGAGUAUUAUCUAACAGCUUUUCAUGAAGGCCGAAAGGGAGCAGUUGCCAAGAAGCCCUAUAACCCCAUAAUUGGUGAAACCUUUCACUGCUCGUGGGAUGUGCCUAAAGAUAAAGUGAAAGCAUUCAGAACUAAUGGUGCCUCCACGCUUUCUAAGGACUCAGCCAAGGAGCUUGGCCAGGACCAGUCCACGUGCUACAAGCUGAGGUUUGUAGCUGAACAAGUGUCUCAUCAUCCACCAGUAUCUUGCUUUUACUGUGAGUGCAAAGAGAAGAAAAUGUGUGUGAACGCUCACGUAUGGACCAAAAGCAAGUUCAUGGGCAUGUCAAUAGGUGUUUCUAUGGUAGGUGAAGGUGUUCUUCACUUGCUGGAGCAUGAAGAGGAGUAUGUCUUCACCCUGCCCAGUGCCUACGCUCGCUCAAUCCUUACCAUCCCGUGGGUGGAGCUUGGAGGGAAAGUCAACAUCAACUGUGCCAGAACGGGCUAUUCUGCCACGGUCACCUUCCACACCAAGCCCUUCUAUGGAGGGAAGGUCCACAGGGUUACAGCUGAAGUGAAGCACAAUCCAACGAACACCAUUGUGUGCAAGGCACAGGGAGAAUGGAAUGGCACCCUGGAGUUCACUUACAGCAAUGGAGACACCAAAGUGAUUGACACCACCAAACUGCCUGUUAUCAGGAAAAAGAUAAGGCCCACAGCAAACCAAGGGCCACUGGAAUCAAGGCGCCUGUGGCAGCACGUCACCAGCUCCCUGAAGGAGGGGAACAUCGAUGCCGCCACGGAGCACAAGCACCGCCUGGAAGAGAGACAGCGAGCAGAGGAGCGGCAGCGAGCGGCGCUCACAACUCCCUGGAAACCCAAAUACUUUGCCAAAGAGGGUGACGGCUGGCUGUACGUGAAUCCUCUCUGGAAGACCCAUUGACAGGAGAGAGCAGUUGCCUCAUAACUGUACCUGAAAGGCAUUAAAAUGAUACAGUAUGUAACUUCAGGAUAUCCUUGGAUAGGUCCUGUUCCCAGAAGAUCCCCACGGGAAGCUAUGUACUGUGAAUGAUGCAUCUCAAAAUAACCACGAGCUCGAGUUUAUUCAGGAGCCAUUUUGUGUGUGCAGAUCCACAGGCACACAGGCACACGUCCCUAAGUACCCACGGUGUGCAUGUGUUGUGUGUGUUAUUUACACUACAUGUAAACAGUACCAACACCAAUAGCGACUCCAAGACCUUUUCCUCCAAGUGUUAGGGCACAGAACCCUGGCUGGACUCGGCCGGGGUUCCCUGAGUUGUGUGCUUGCAGGAUCAGGCCCUGUGCUAGUAUUUAAGAAAAUACUUUUUUAUUAGUACUGGUUAAGGUUUUUCUAUUUUUCACUUUUGCCAAAAAUGUUUUGCACUUAAAACGUGACGUGUCUCUUACCGGCAGUCGAUCUGUCUGAAGUCAGCGAGUAACUCACUUUGACAUAAGAAUGAUCCACUGGCUGUGCUCGCUCUGGGUUGCCGAGUUCAGGGCGUGUUUCCUGUCACUGACGAGUGUGAAUUUCCUGCCACCCUGUAAGAAGUAGCAAUACCUUCUCCAGAAUGUUGUUCUUCACACUAACCCGUUGUGUCCUCGCUGCUUUGUCUGUUCAUCUCCAGCUGUUCAGUCGAUCUCUGGUCACCACCCCUGAGCCAGCUGCUCUGGUAACUUUGAUCUUGCUGUGUAAUGUUCUCUGGCUGCUGUCAUGCCAACACUUCUGGCUUACAUGUUCCACUAAAUGGGAUUGCUUCUGAUAAAACAUCUGGAUGAGUAGAGGUGAUAUAACUAGCCUUCCCAGAUAAAUGAUUCACUGAUGUAAAAGUAACAAUUUAUUAAACUAUUCCACUGAGACAAUAACUUAAUGAAUGAAGCAAAUGAAAUGGGAUACAAUUUGUUUUGUAGUGUUAAAAAGAAAAAUUAAAAAAUCCUGUCACUUGAUCUUGCUUUGUAAAGUACCCACUGUGAUACUGACAAAGUAGAUUCUAGAAGUGUGUUAAGGCUUUGUCACCUUUUAGUUUGUAUUUGUUGGAAAUGAAGAUAUUUUUGAGAGAGGUGGCAGCAAAAGGCAGGUGUAAAAUGUGCUCAGUGCUUCUUUCCACAGUGCCCCGUAACAAAACCACUGUAUUUCUAACACACAGUAGCAUGGAUGCCCAUCUGUAGAGCUGAGUAAUUUUGUGCCUUUUGUCUGCUUUGUUCAUACACUGACUUAUGCUUAUACUACAGAGAUAUCUAGGUCAAAGCACGGCUCACAUCUGUCCUUGUGUGUCCUGCAUUUUGUUUUUUUGGUAGAUGUUAAAAUCUCUUGAGCAGCUCAGAAGGCUGAGCGGAGGAGGUGUGUGCACAAGGAAACAUUCCAUUAGUUGUUCCUUUGGAUUUGAACUUCAGAUCUCUAUUUAAUGAAGGUGUGGCUACUUUUCCUCCUAAAUGUAUUUAGUCCUCGUGUGUCUUUUUUUUUUUUCUUUUCUCUUUUUUUGCACAUUAGAAAGAUUCAUGUUCUAAAUGAUUUAAAUCCUAUUUUUAAAAAAAAAGUGGAUUGUAUGAGCUUGGUUUUGUAACUGACACUUUUUUUUAAGAGGGAAAAAAACCAACUUAUUUUUUAGGAAUAGUUGAUGUAACAGUUUUCAGUAACAAAAUCAAAAUGAUGCUGUUGCAGUAAUCACUGAACUGCUACUGAGUAUCAUCAGGAACACUUGUACUUUAUCACCUGCAAGAAUUCACUUUAUAAUGGAUCCACUCUUGUUCUAGAGAUCAGUCUGAUAAGUACCUGAAAGUAUUCCUACAGUUUGUAGUAUCAUCACAAAGAACAAUGGAAAAAGCAGAGUUAAACCCAUGGAACAUCCUCCCAGAACUCUCUCACACACCAAAGAACAAGACACAUACUCACUAAAUAGCCAUUGCAAACCUCUGUGUCUCAGGCAUGCAGGCCUGGGCCCCUGAAGGAGUAGAGCUCUUUCAGCUGGGAUGGUGUGACUGUCAAGGCUACAGAGAUGCUGUAGCUGUUCUUUUGAGGAGAAAUUUGAAUAAUUUUCUGCUUGUAAUUUAUUGAAGAUUUUCUCUGUCUGCAUGGUUGGUUGUUUCUGCAUGCCGAGGACAUUCCACUUGUGCUCUGGCCAAUGUUUUCUUCCGUUCUGAUGCUAUGAAGAAUCCCCUGAUGCCAUUACCACUGCUUCUUUCCCAAAUUAACUUGGGAGACAUGAAAGUAAAAAGUCCUUUCAGAAAAGAUCCCAUCAGUGAGAGAUUCCAGAACAAGAUUCACAAGUGUCAUUUUAUUUUUCUGAUAGUAUGUGUUCAGUAUACUUUGCAGGACUGAAAAGUAAAUAUUCAUAAGCCUUAUUCUGUAGGUCGUUCCAAUAGCUGUCUUGGAAUUGCAAGUAAAUACUUUCCUUUUCAAGUAGCUGAUGUACACUGAAUUGUAAUGUACAAACUUCCAUGUACUUAAUUUUUUUUUUUUUGUGCACACCUGUAGAAAGCCUAUGCAACCUAUUUCUUUCUUAAAUUAGAAAUGUUCAGAAAGAAAAUUUAUACCUUUAUCAUUUAAAAGAUGCUCUGGCAGUCUCUUCUGAUUUGCCUUCCUUUCAUAAUUUGUGAAUUUAAAAUGAGAAUGCUCAUGAAUAAAAAUUUGUUUCAUUUAGUAGUGGAAUGCCCUUUCUCUUUCCAUGGAAGCCUUAGUUCAGUGGUGUCAGUCACUGACUGUUCAGGAGCUGUGUAUGACACCUGAGCAUGGUUCCCAUGGAAGUGAUGUGCUAGGUUCAUCCCGGUUUGGUGUGAAGCUUUUCCACCCUGCUUAUUCUCCCAGACACUCUGAAGGUAAGUUUUUUGGUUAAAUUGGAUAGCUCUACCCAGGGAAAACAGAGCUGGGCAGCAACAACAGCUUUAGGAAAGGCUGGGGAACAUCUGCUUCAUUUUGGCAAGUAAAAAGGAAAUAGGAAAAGGUGUAUCCUUGUUUCUGAAAAUCCCAUUUCAUUUAAUCUUUAUCACCAACAGAGAUUAUUGAUUAGAACCUCUUAAAACACAACUCUACAUUAUUGCAGCAUUGGACGCUUGCGUGAGGAGAAAAAAUGUUCUUAGAGGAAUCACACAGAUCGUGGUCAGCAUUUUUCAAGUGUUGGAUAAUGCCCUUCUGUUUUUCUUUAAACAUUCAUCCACAGUGCUGGAAACAAUCUUGCUGGAACACUUUGUUUUUAUGCAAAACGGAAAACAACACUGCCUGUAAAUAGGGCAGGAAACACUACCCAGCCCUGUUCCUUGCCUUCCAUGGCAUUGCUUCAAGGCCCCAUCUUGGAGCAGUUUAUCCACUCGGGUUAAAGAUGUGAGGGCGUUUCAGUCACAGCCAAAUAUUAUUUUUUUCAGUUUUUACUCCUGAUGGGACUGGUAUGUACCAGGGGCUCUGUCAAAGCAUUCAGAGGCUUUUUCAAGAGUAAAUCUAUCAAGAUACUUAAUUAACAACUUUUCUCCUUGUUAUGAAAUUACUUCUGCAAGUCAAAAUAUUUCUCCUGGGAUUACCAGCAGCACUGUCUGCCUCACUGCUCCCACCAGUAAUGAUUAAGAAAUGCAGAAGCUAUGCAGUAUUAUUGAGUUCUACACACUUGCAGCUUUAGUUCCUUAGCAACUGCUGACCUGAGCCUGGCUCACGUGUCUUUUGUUGUUUGGUUUUAUUGUUUUGGUGGGGGUUUCUAUUUUUUUUUUACUGUUUUGUGGCAAUUGUGCUUCAAAAUUUGACAUAGUAGAACGAAAAAAGGAAAAAAGAUGGCUGGAACUAAGGAAAUAAACUAGUCUGGGAAGUGUGUGUGAUGAAGAGGGAAGAUGCUGACAGUCUUUGCUGGUAGAAGGGCUGUUCAGUUCUCCCAGAGGCAGGAGGAAGUUUAGCUGUUUGAUUCCAGGAUCCAGCUGUAAGCAUACCCAGUGUGCAGAUUCCUGAGGAACCAAGGAAGGUGAGACAGUGCCAGUUCUUCUUUGUAAUGUUGCUUUUUCUAUGUGGAUGCCUCAAUGACUCCCAACUUUUUAUUUCAUUUUAACUGCAGAACAUUAGCAGAAUCCUUGAAGUCGUGUUAGAUUUAGGAAAAAAAUAAAGCUCAGGUAAGUAGCAGGCAACUUUAUGCCCAGGCUGGCUGUGAUCCCUGCAGUUGGCUUAUUUUUAUUUCACAUGCCUCAGAUUCACUUGUUUCUGCUGUUAAAGAGAACACUGCUGCCUAAGGCUGAAGUCAGUCUGUCCAAAUGUAAAGGUACCUGAAGAGGGGAGGGCAAUCUUGUAUUUCCUUUUUUAAAACAAGGCUGAGUUACUGCCAAGCCACAGACUGACUGGCAGCCUCUGUCCUGCUGCCUUUCAGGUGAUCUUCCAAAUGUUAGAUCCCUUAUUUCUCACCCAUGGUCAGGAUGCAGGCUGGCUUGGAAGCAGCACGACACUAGGAAUCGUGCAUCACCUCAUCAAUCAGCCCUCCUGCUGGUGGGUGAGCAGCUGUAGCAGCUCGAGGAGCUCCAGAUGCUGGAAGGAGUUGCUGCAAUGUGUGGUUGGGAAGGCAGGCUGCUCUUCCCUGGAAAUAUGACAACCACCUUCAUUUCAUCACAGCAGAGGCACUGGAUUUGGCUUAGUUUAAGCUGGAGGGAGUUAAGAAGAUGCUGUGGCUUCACUACAGCAGCAUGUUACCAAGUUAAUCACAACAAAACUGACACAACAGCCUUAACACAAAACUUGAAUUAACUUUAUUUUCCCCUACAGUUGACAACUGGUCUGCAUUGAGCUUUAAAGCAACAAAAUAAAAUGAAAUCUCCAAACGGCGGGGGCCAGAAAUCCAGAUUUAAUUACCUUUGUGAAAAUGUUGCAGCUGUAGUAUUGGUCUGUAUAAACCACUGGAGUCAAAAAUGAGUUCAUAAAUCAAAAAAAUAUUCUACACCUUGGGAAAGAAGUCAGCAGUAACAUUCUCACAGAACACUGUAAAUUUACAUUUUCUUCAUGAAAGGUACAUACUAUUCUGCAUUUUACAUCAAGUUAUUGAUGCAAGAUUUGUUUCUAUAAAAAGUUACAACCUGUGGCAGGAAAACAAACUGCAAAAAAACCCUUUCAUUUUAAUUAAAGAAAAAUUUCAAGUCUGUAUAAAGUUUCCUUAUAUCUGGAAAGUGAACACGUUCAGUCUCCAUUUAUAUUUUAGUGCAUUUAAUCUGACAGUUUUCACCACUUAAAGAAAACCCAAACCGAACCAGUAUAAAAGACAGACAAAGCAAAUAGCACUAGAGCAGGAAUUUCUUCAGGUGAUUUAAGCACUCCAAAUAAAAUGCAGAGAAACAGAUUUCCAGAAAAACUUCCACCCUUGCCCAGAAAGGCAGUGAAGGCUGAAGAGGUCUGCAAAUCUUCAACCUCUGAUAGCCACAGAAAAGGGGUUUGUAUACCUGUCAACCUUCUUUUCCCCAAUAAGCAGGCUAUACUUGUUUUACCAAUGUAAACAUUCACCUAAAAUAGUUUAAUUUCUUUUCUGAAGCACCAGCAGCUCCAUGGUGCUCAGUUGUAUGUUGUUAGAGCAUUCAUUACUGUCGUUUCAGAUCUUUCAGGAGGUUACAAAUUUAGCCCUUGUAUCUACAGUGUGCAAGAUUUGCCUUGUCUACCUUGUGAAAUGACAGUGUAAGGCAGCAAUACUGCAAUCCCGUGUUGAACAAAAGCAGCUUGUCCAAUUAAUCUGUCCUGUCACCUCUUGUGAAAACUGCAGCUUUGCUUCUUACACUCCAGCUCAAAACCAGCCUGCAGCAAGAGUAAAAGGACAUGGAAAGAAACCAUUGAAAAAUAAUCAUGGGAGUAACUAGUUUUGAAAGUUGAAUUUGAGAGAGCUCUGCCAUCUCUUUCUUGUUGAAAAAGAGUCAUUUUCAGAUGUCACCAUUCCAGUUUUCAUACUGCUGCUAUUCAGCUGAACAGUGUUCUCCAGAAAAGAUUGACAAUAAUGCAUGUGCCAAGGACCAAAUUACAGGGUUCUUUGGUAAAGUCAGUCCAAAUUUUCAACAGAUUUGAAGGAUAAUAUGUACCAAUAAAAAAAAUGCUGCUAGACUUGGAUAGCAGCUCUGUCUUGCUUCACAUUACAAAUCUAAAACAGCUGUUCUCAAUAAGCCAAUAUUUUUAAUCAGACAUUGCCUGAAAAUUUUGUACAAUAUUCUGGACCAAUGAUGGUUCUGUACCCUCAUGUUGCUGUGAAACAUGAUUUGAGCUAAAGGCAAAGACUGGUUAUCUCAAGGACAACUGCUUCGUAUUAGCAAUCAGAACAGUGUGUUUAAACUGUCUUCCUGUUGGGUCUCUUGCCUUUCUUUAAAAUUAGUUUAUUCUUAAUGUAGCCACGCUUCCUUUUGGAGGUCUAAAAAGAAAAACAGAACAACAGGUAUUAGUUAAUGAUUUAGUCUUGACCGCGGUUUAAUGAUGUGCAUUCAGUGCCUGAGCUUUAGACUGAUUUUAAAGAGCUUAAAUGCUAAACCCUCAACUAGGCAUUAUCCAGUUAUUAUUUUUAAUGCUGAGAUUGUUAAUUCCUGCAUGACAGUUGCUUUUGCACAAGAUGUGCUUUUGUAACCCUGUCUACUAGAUCUAUAGAAUUCUUUUCAAAGCAUGUGCUGAGGCAGAAUUAAUAAUUAACCAUCAUGAUAAAACUCUAAUAUGCCCAAAGAGCAAAACUGAUAUAAGUCUUAGUUUUGUUUGGAAAUAACUUCUUGCAUCUUUUGCGCUAUUUUAUUUUCUUUAAAGUUAGGUGGAAAUAUUUGCUCAAAGCAGCAUUUUUCAAAAGAAAAAAUCCUGAAUAAUCCCGUUUUAGUCUUCUAAACUCUGCUGUUGGUCUGUAGGUUGCUUAGUUAGCACUUCCUGCACAUUCCUUUAUCAGCCUGUUUUAGAUUUUUUUUUUUUUAAGGUAGUAAUGGGGGGAUCAUUAAUGUUGGUCAUGGGUAAAAUUAACUUCAAAUUUGUGUACAUAGUUUGUGGCAGGUAGAACUGUACAUUCAACACACCUGCCCAGAGGCAGCUCCCACACUUGCUGCACUUUGCUGUGCUGAGCAGCAGGCUCUAUUACUAUUUAAAAAAAUUUCAUUUAAUCAACAUGACACCAUCAACAUGAUUAUAAUAAAUUGAGACAGAUACAAACUAAUAUGUAAUAUUCAGAUACAUAUUGAAUCUCUGAGGUUCAGCAAUGUCAUUCCUAACAUUAUAGGAGAUGGACUGAAUUUCCAGUAAGGAAGCAACUGCUGAAAAACGGUGGCUACUAAGGAGCCUUUGGAACAUAUUUAAGAAAUACAUUCUAGUUUGGAGACCUGCCCCAUGCUCUCUCUGGUUCUCUGAUUUCUUAAGGGGAAGUACAGCCUGUUUGUUCUGCAGCCUUCAGAAGCUGUAUCAACUUCUAGACAGAAAAUUACACAUCCAAGGCUCAAGUGGGGUCAGUGCAUCUAUCACAGAUAAAUACAGCCUUGCUUGUCAUUUGAGAUCAAAAGUUACAAUGUUAAGUGUAUGACAGGCACAAUAAAGCUUAUCAUUUCAAGAUAUGUCUAGCUGCAGUGGCAACUCCCAAAUGCCUUAUUUUAUGUACUUCCCAUUGACUCACAGAAAUAAGCAUCUUUAACAUUCUCUACUUGCAGAGAAUGUUCUUUACUUGUAUUUCCAUGACACAGUUUAAGUCUACUGCCUAUACUAGUUUGUUAGACAGGGUUCUGCAGCUCCCUUUGCAACAUCGAUUUGAAUAUAUAGAAAACAGAUGUUGUGAAGGAGAGGGCUGCUAACAGUCUCCCCAGCUCCCCUAGGAACAGGCCUUUCUUAACAGGCUGAAGGAGGGCAGCACAACAAACACUUUAAAACCAUGAAGAUGACUUCAAGCAGUAAGCAGACAGACACUAAAGUUCCAUCAACAAAAGUUUCAUAUUUAAUUUAUUUCAUACAAAAUUGCCAUUUGUAAACUUCUAGGCAUCACUACUUUCAAACAAAGUCAGAAAGCAACUUCCACAUUUACUUAGUGAGCCAUAGUUACUGAAACAUGAAUUGAUGUACUUUAGAGAUUAUACUUCCAGUUACAUGAAGACUUAAGAGUUGUAACAGCCAGUGACACACUCUAUGUUGAGUUAGCAUUCUGCCUAAAAAAAAUCUAGCCUUGUGUCUUCACAUGCUUUUAAGUUAAGCAGACAGUAAAUUAACAAUUAUUACCAGCAGGCAGGUCUGAUAUUGGACACUAACAUGAACAGUAUCCAUAACAUUCUGGCUAGUGGAAAUAUAUAAUUCACCAGCUAUGUGAUUCACUGUUAAAAAUAAACUCCUGACCCCUUUCAGUUACUUCACUGGGAACCCACCUUCUUUGACAAAUACUUCUGUUUCGGUACAAUGUUGGUUACUCUAGGUUUAUGAUCCAGUGUCUCUCUGUUGUCUAGUUGUUUGACCUUGUAUAUUCUAACAAGCCAGUGCUCUGAGGUAAAGGCUUCCUCCAGAUGUUUAAAUUUAAUGUCUUUGUUGCCUAUCUCCGCAUUGCGUGUACGGUCGAAUCCUGGGGGUGUCCGAAAAUCCAGCUAUAAAAAUUAAAGUUCAUGUUAGUUUGAGACAAAACCCAGAGCACCAAUCACUGCAAACUGUGAAACUUCAUACUAUAAGGCAAUACUUUCAGCUGGCCCAUGUCAAAGGGCAACACUUUUCUUGCACUGGUUACUCUACUACACAGAAAAACCUUUGAGAUCCUGAGGGACAAAUUCAUUCUUACUCCUACUGCUGUCACAGGAGACAAUACUUGAUGUCUCAGCAAAACUACCUUGUCUGCGUUCAGAGAUGAAACAACUCAACAGCCUGUGGUGUUUUUUCAGCAGAGCUGCUGCCUUUGUGCUCUUGCCUAUACUGCAAUUAUUUGCACUUCCACGGUUUUCCAUAUAAUCCAGAAGUAGUUCACAGUUAUGAGUUAAAUUUGGCCCCACUGUGUUACAAGUAAAUCCACUGAAAAAAGAAUUCUUGUGCUAAUACGUCAGAAGGAAGGGCCCCUGGUGGGGGCAAAAAGGAAAGAAAAGGAAAGGAAAAAAACCCCAGGUUUAGCUCCAUCCAUGUGUUUGGUGCUCCCAAAGAGGAGUGACAACUGCUGCCCUUACUACAGACUGUACUACAUAGUGUAGUGUUCUGGAAAUCAUGUAGUUUCUGACAGACAUUAAACAGUUAAUAGUUCCACUUGCAUGUUGCUAUUACAACAAACAAAUCUAAAGCUCUCCACAAUGUCACAGUUGAUGCUUUAGUGAGCACACAGCACAGUGCAAUCAAAAUACUCAUCUGGGGCAAUGUGAAGGACACCAAAAAAUGAAGUACAAAUGUGGGUUAACAGCAGAAAUGCUUUUUGCUAAAGGUUAUAAACAGCAGACCAUAAUUGUCUGACACAUUGGAUGUGUUUUAAUUUGUAAAGCUCACUCUUACUGCAGAUUCUGCUACUAGAAGCAAUGCUUAAUUUAAAAGAUAGAAAAUACAUCCAAAUAAUAUUUGUUUUCUCACAUUUCAGUUAAGAUUCAGAAGAAGUUGUAGCACUAACCUGCAUCUCUCCAAAUCUGUAAUAGGACAUUUUAUACAUGAGGCAGUUCAGCAAAGUUGGAGAGCCUGCCUUGUCUACUCGGAAUUCUCCCUGAGGGGUAAAGUAAUCACUUUCCUUUAAAGAGAAAAGAAGAUACAAAGAGUCAAUGCAGAUGAAAAUCUUAAGGGAAUUUCUCAUUCCUUUCCCCACAGAAAGACACCUAAGAGUCUCAACUGGCUAUUACAGUUUAAAAGCUGAUUUAAGGUAACCUUAAAAUGAAAGAGAUGGUGCUCAUUAAAGGUGAAAUAAUUGCAAACUACCUGCUUGUAACCCAAACCCCAAUGGAUCAGUUUUCCUAGAUCUGUACUUUGUGCUGUUAGAAGUUCUGUCAUGUAAGUGGUUCUGGAAAAGUUACCUCAAAGUGUAAAAUUUAGUUGGGCGUCUAUUCUUCAGAAAAGUGACAAAGGUGUAUUGUUAAUGUAUGAGAUCUACAGGGCCACUAUAAACUUCAUAUAUUCUCCAUGUUUAAACAAACAAUUUCUGCCAUUUUCAUCUCGAGUACAAGAUGAAAGUAUGCACAUGGGCUACUCCCUUAAGCCUGUGCUCAAUAUCUAGGAGUUUUUGUUAGGCUUAAGAAAAUAUUACUACAGACUUCUGCAAUCUCAGAGGUGUUUGAACAGCUUAAAUUCUAUGUAAGUAAAUAUUAACACUUUCACUUGUCUCCUACUAUUACAGAGUCUGAAGAAAUUUGUAAUGCUGUUUAAACAGUCUAAACACUCCUACUUUUUGCAAGCAUGUGAUGAUGCACAGAUGGACAUACAGACAAGAAUUACAGAAAAAAAUCCUACUUUUAGUAUCAUGCAAAAACGUGAAAAGCUUUUGAGGUUACUGACCUUUCAGAAUCAAAAACAUUGAAAGAAACUGGGCUACAGGCCACUGCACUCCUACUAUUCUAGAAAAACAAUGCCAGCACAUGUUUCAAAUAAAAUGAUAAUUAAGUAGCAGAGAUUUCCCACCACUGUAGUGACCACUCCCAGACAAGUGAUAAUAUAAAUAAAAGGGUUUCUUUAAAAAAAAAAACAAACAGAAAGUAGAGGUUCCACUUACCCGUAUGUCUUUGGGAUGUUCCCCCUCUGCUAUUCUCACCAUCCACAAGAACUUAUUAAUAUCAUCACCAGAGUAGCCAAUCACACCACCAAAAAUAAUCAAAACAUAAUCCACAUCCAGGCUUCUCAUGAUCUCAUAUGCUGCAGACUCAUUUGACGACAUUGCCUUUCCCACCUGUAUCAUUGCAAAAAUAUGUUAAAUUUCUGCAUAGCUGCCUAUUGAACAGCUCCACAGAUCAAUACAGCCAGACCAAAGCCUAGGAAUCCUGUGCCACGUGCUCUAGGGUGGCCCUGCUUGAGCAGGGAAGUUGGACCAGUGACCCACGGCAUUCCCUUCCAGCCUGUGGUUCUGUGAUUCUCUAAUACCUGCUUGUCAUCCAAAGCCAACAUUUUCAUUCUAGAUAAAGAAAACCCAUUGUGAAUAUUUCGAACCGCAAAAGCUCAGCCUAAACUGAAAUACUUUCUCCUCUGUAAGAAGAAUGCAGCCUGUUGAAAUGAGUGUUUUGAGUAUGAAAUGUAGCAACAAGGGUUUUCCUUCUGCGGCACCUACACGUUUUUCAAGUCAUAACUGUAUUACCAUAAGCUUAAGUGUUGCAGAAAAUACCUAAUUACAAAUUAUUUUCAAAGCUUUAGACACAGCCCAAAGUGUACAAAUUAUCUGAAAUGUGAUUUCUUUUUUUUGUUUUGUUGAGCUCUGUCCUUCAUUAAUGAAGCAGCCAUUGUGCAUUGCACUAAGUAGCACACAGGCACUCUCAGCACUGAAUUCAAGGUAAAUCUACACAGAGAAAAUGUCAGAAUAAUAUUUUUUAGAGCUGUGUCCAGCACCUCUUGUAUCCUGGUCACUUCCCACACUUAAGAGAAUUUGGUCAGUAACUGGCAUGCAGUUCAGCAGUUUUGUUUGCUCUUGAAGCUCUUGUACUUAGGGCAUAGUAAGGUAUUGCUGUAGUCUAAGGCAGUAACUACAAUAUACAUAAUAUUGCAUCUGACUUGGUAACAUUCAGCUAAGAAUGUAAUUUGAGAGCACUAAGCUUAGGCAGCAAGCUGUCAUAAGACCAAGAACCUCAGCUUCUUGGCCAUUAUCCUAAUUAAUGUGAGGUUAUUUGCCAGAUUUCCGUCUCUGUGCAGGAGAAAAUCAUCUGGACACAUCUCCAGGGCAUGCCUCGUUUACAGCACAAAUGCAGGUAUUGGCCAAACACACAUUUAUUGCUUGGGUUUCCCUUUAUGGAGUCUUCAUUCCAAAAUGGAACUUGACAAUGCAGCACUCAUACUCGAGAGAAUUCUUUACUGAAAGCCAUUAUUGCCAGCUGCUGCAAUGUGUGUGGUUACUGUGCUUAGGCAACACAGAUGACUUCCACAGGCUCUAUUCACAUGAUGCACCUUGUCCUGCAAGGAACUGUGAGUAUGGAUGCAGUAUCUGCAUUUCUACCUCUUGUAGCAGAGGAAGGCACACAGGUAUCAGAGCUGAGUGUCCAUUAAAAUGCUGUCAGGUCAACACCCAAAUUACAAGUGCCUCAGAGUACAUGACAAUGCAUGUGGACUGACAUUAGACUGAUAUUAACACCAUCAGUGCAAUUUCUCAAGCUUGCUUCUAGCUGAAUGUGAGUUUCCUGCCCUGUAAAAGGUGUGGAUGUGUGAUCUCUGUUUCCCUGAUACACAUUUUUUGGGACUCUGCUCAAAGCACUGCAUCAUUAAUUUGUUGGCUUUGUACACUGCAUUUUGGCAGACUGGUCCACAGCUGUACUCACCACUGACCCAAGACAGAAAGAAUACAAGAAACUAUCCUAAUUAUCCUAAUUUCUUGAGCCCUUAUCCCAUUCUGCCCUUGUAGCAAAACAUUCUGGAAAGAAAUGUGAUUAAUGAGGAGUCAUUGCACAGCACAAGUUGCCCAAGGUGGUUCCCUGUAACCACAGGGAAUACUAACACCCUGCCUUAAGCACAUGUAUGAAGGUUAAACUUAGUCCUCAGAAUUGAAAGACAUUAAAGGUGCAGUCAUUUUGUCUAUCUGCAAAUUUGAGAAAACAGAAUUGGAUCAAGUCUGCUACACUUCCACAGCUAGUUAUAAAUAAUCUCUUCCUGUGAUUUCCCAGGUGUCUGAAAACUGUGGUCGGUUUUCACAUGCCAUUCAGAAAUCCACUCAGCAGUGACACUCCUGAAAUGCAAGGAUCCUUACUUUGAUAGGCCAGUAAUGCAGUGGUACCAGCUGUUACAGCAUUAAUCCCAAGGGGAAUGGUUACCUUAGGUUUUGUCUGUCCUCCCCCAAAGAAAAGAAGAGAAACUGAAGUGGAAGUGAAGUUUUGGAAGCUCCAAGUAAGAAAAAUGAAAACUGGAGCAAAAUUGAUCCCUAUACUUGUUUUAACAAAUGAAAGAAGUAGGUCCCUUCCACAUUUGUGUUUCUCACUCUGUGCAAUUUCUCCUUAAUAUCAAUCACCCUAAGAGGCAUCUGCAAUUUCAUACUGGACUGCAGUGUAAACAUUUUGGUGUUUCUGCUCCAUAGAGAACUGCCACCCUUACCAAGGCAAUGUGGCUGUUGUUCCAAGUGUUGUUAUCAACCAGGGUGGUCCUGUUGGCCAUUCCUGCUAUCUGAUACCCAUAGUCCCACCACGACAUCACCCUGGCAUGCUCGUCCGUGUUCUGUCUGAGCCAGUAAUAGGCUUCUCUGAAGUCAUCCAGGAUAUUCCGAGUGCUGCAAAACAGUUCACUUUAUUUGCAUCUGUACAAAUACUACCCACUAAUUAACUGCACCAUGGUAAGUCUGGAUUCACAAAUAAGGGUUCUCUUAAGAGUUCAGCUCCCUUUGAGGGAUUUUGUCACCAGCAGUCAUAAGUUUGAACUUUCUGACAGCUGAAUGUCCAAAAGCCAAACUGCUUUGAAGACAAGACUGCUUUUGAAGACAUGACUAAAUGCAUUUCAAGUCAAAUAUAUAUUCUUAAACAAGUUUUCCCACUUCACUCCAAGGCUUUUUUUAACCAUAAUUUUUAUUGGCUUUGGGUAGGAUUAUUUUUAUAUAUUUCAUUAAAUAUUUCAGAAAACAUUGUAUCUUUUUGAAAACUAGAGUAUGAAUAGUUUUUUAUUCAGGUCACACUUCCUUUAUAUAAUAAGGAGUGAUUUAAAGAAGGAAAAGCAAAUUGCUAAUGCAAUGGCAGUAAAAAAGGCUUUAAUCACUUCAGAGUGUAGACCUUACUUACCCAUCAUGGUUAUAGGAGGCGAGAACCACGCUGGGACUGGAGUAUGCAUUGCUGGUUACCCAGGUACAGUGAACAGCAAACAUCAUCAACAACAUCAGCAUCAGCAUAGUCACAAUGUUUUUGAUAUUGGGACCCAGCCCUUCUUCUGUUUUUUCCUGCUCAGACACAUGUUUCCUCACUUUGCCUGCCUAAACAAACACAAAUAUAUCUGUUAUGGCAACUUCUAUCAUCCCUGACAUUGGAACCCAAAUUUUCUAAUUCUUGCUUCCUCCCCUCACCUUAUCAUACAGGUUGCCAGGAUUCCUUUUGUCAUCCUCAUCACUGCUGUCUUCUAUUGGUGGAUUUUCCCUCUUCAUAUCAUCCCCCAAAUAACGCUCAAAGACAUUGGAGAAAGCAAUUGCUGACAGCAUACAGACCACUGGAGUCAAAGUGAGCAUCAGGCGGACCAUCACUCCAGCAAAGUAAACAGCGCUGAUUGCAUACAGAGCAAC